GUUUUUCAAAAGAACAAAAAAUAAGUGCAAAAAGUGCAGCAAAAAUUGCGUUUUUACACGUAAACCUGGCGAAUUAGUCAUCUAUUUAUUUACGACGAACAAUUCUUCUAGUGCAGCAGCCACACCAUGCAUCAAGGUGAUCAGCAGCAGUUCUUUGCCGGUGCUCCACCGUACCCGCAGCAGCAACCGGGAUAUAAUGUGGGUUUCGCACCCCAACCGGGCAUGAUGCAGCCCGGGUUCCAUCCGAGCGCAUUCGUCCCACCACCGGAACAAACUGGGUACGCUCAUUACGAUCCGGAAUCGGGAACAGCCAAAGGGUUCGAUUUCAGCGACCAAUCCAUUCGGCGAGGUUUCAUCAAGAAGGUUUACUCGAUCCUGACGGUUCAACUAUCGAUCACGUUCGUGUUCGUGGCAUGGGUACUGAACCAUGAACCCACGCGACUAUGGGUGAGACAGCAUCCGGGGAUGUACUGGAUUGCUUUUAUCGUCAUGAUUGGAGCCCUGAUUGCGAUCGCUUGCUGUGGUGACCUGCGCCGUAAGGCACCGAUGAACUUCAUCUUUUUGGGCCUGUUUACCUUCGCCGAAUCCUUCCUCGUGUGCGUUAUUACUGCCAACUACAACUCGCAAGAGGUGAUGUUAGCUUUCGGUAUUACGGCCGCCGUCUGUCUUGGAUUGACGCUGUUUGCGUUCCAAACCAAAUGGGACUUUACCAUGAUGGGUGGCAUCCUGUUCGUGGCCGUGCUGGUGCUGAUGCUGUUCGGUAUCAUUGCCAUGUUCUUCCCGGGUAAAACAAUCACGAUCGUGUAUGCGUCGGCCGGCGCCCUGCUGUUCUCCUUCUAUCUCAUCUACGACACCCAGAUCAUGCUCGGCGGCGAUCACAAGUACUCGAUCAGUCCGGAGGAGUACGUGUUUGCCGCGCUGAACCUCUACCUCGACGUGAUCAACAUUUUCCUCCACAUUCUCUCCAUCAUCGGGGCCUCGAGAAACUAACCGGGUGGCGGUAAGACAGGGCAAGAGGACGAGCACGUGGUGCGUGUGUUUCUUACACGAUUACCAACCGAUAUUUGUGUGUAGUUGCUCUUCAGUAGCUCCCCUCUUCGUGUGUGCUCCGGUCGCUAAAAAAAAAACAAUUUUAUCCUCCAUCUAUGUAACGGAACG
Messenger RNA from Anopheles darlingi, 1158 nucleotides. RefSeq names its product protein lifeguard 1-like. The record is from RefSeq and is a predicted model, not a curated record. The transcript has 4 exons. Gene Ontology annotation, cellular component: membrane. NCBI's taxonomy places the organism in Eukaryota, Metazoa, Arthropoda, Insecta, Diptera, Culicidae. Bases 127 to 990 code for a protein of 287 amino acids.